Messenger RNA from Ilex paraguariensis (yerba mate), 1420 nucleotides. The record is from the annotation of a GenBank genome assembly. NCBI's taxonomy places the organism in Eukaryota, Viridiplantae, Streptophyta, Magnoliopsida, Aquifoliales, Aquifoliaceae.
AGGGGACAUGCGGAGACAGAGAGAGAGAGAGAGAGAGAGAAAGGGAAUAGAGAGGAGACUCCAAAGCAAACAAACGAGUCGUGGGUUAGUCCUGGAAUUGUAAUAUCGGUAUCAUCACGAGGAGGAGGAGGAGGAGGAGGAUUUUCAUCUCAUCGACAUCAGUACAACUUUUGGAGGGGAAGAGAUGACUGGAGGAGGAGGAGGAGGAGGAGAAAGUGGAUGGGGCAGCUGCUUUGCAUAUACGAUCGGCGCCGUAGCAGUGAUAUUGAUAUGGCAAUUGAUCUCCAACACCGGGUUGAAAUCUUCCUUCUUCUUCUUCUUCCUUCCUAAUAAUCAUUUCAGAUCACAAGAAGCUGCUACCCCUAACCCCUCUGCUCCUCCUCCUCCUCCUUCUUUUGGGAGCUUCAACAACUCCACCGUUCCCGCCUCCUCUGCCCUUUCCCCGCCUAGGGUUUCUGGUUUUAUAUCUGAUUCGGAUUUGAAGAGUGUCAUUGACAAUUUGGAUGAAAAGCUCCAAGAGCAUGAGAGAUGGGACAGUGUCAUAGACAGAAGAAACAAUCUUCUUUGCUACAAGGCAAAGUGCUGCAAACCAAAGGAUGGUCCUCUGAAAUAUUUGAGUGUGACAAUAUUCGAGAACUGCUCUGCUGAGGUGCUGAGAGAUUUCUAUAUGGACAAUGAUUAUAGGAAGCAGUGGGACAAGACCCUGAUUAAGCAUGAGCAGUUUCAGGUGGACGAAAGUAAUGGAACUGAAAUUGGUCGCACAAUUAAAAAAUUCCCGCUCUUGACACCAAGAGAGUACAUAUUAGCUUGGAGAGUGUGGGAAGGAAAAGAUAAAAUCUUCUACUGUUGCAGUAAGGGGUGUGAACAUCCUAUGGCUCCGAUACAGAAGAAGUAUGUACGGGUUGGGUUCUUUAGAUCUGGCUGGAGAAUCAGGAAAGUACUUGGUAGAAAUGCAUGUGAGAUCCAAAUGGUACACCAAGAAGAUGCUGGUUUGAAUGUGGAAAUUGCAAAGCUGGCCUUUGCAAAAGGCAUAUGGAGUUAUGUAUGUAAGAUGGAUCAUGCCCUUCGCAAAUACUCUGCUUUCUACCAUCUUCGACCGAUUAUAGCUGUAAAUGCCAUCAGUCUGAUUCAGAAGGUUCCUCCUGAAUUGGAUACCAUAAACAUUUCUAGCGCAGAUCAUCCAGAAACCUCAACAGCAAGUGCUAUUUGUUGCAAGGUUGCUUGUGAACGCAGCAGGAAGAAACUCCUGAGGCCUUCAAAUAAAUUGAUCGCCAAUGGACUGAUUUUUCUAGGGGGUGUGAUCUGCCUUUCUCGUGGUCAGUCUAACUUGGGUGCGAAGGUUGCCAUGGCAUACAUAUUGAGUAAGCUGACCAAGCGUGGAGCUUCAUCAAGUCAAAGCCGGCAAGCUUUGGUGCCAUAG